AUGUCCCUGCAUAGCGAUACUUCCGAAGAUUUAUCGCGCAACUCUACCGAGAUGGGACUGCCUCCGAUCAACUUUGUCGAUGACAAAUAUCCCUACUGCAUCGUCUGGACACCGAUCCCAGUUCUGACUUGGUUUUUCCCGUUCAUCGGUCACAUGGGUAUCGCAAUGUCGAACGGUGUUAUACGUGACUUUGCCGGACCAUAUUUCGUUUCCGAGGAUAAUAUGGGCUUCGGACGACCAACGCGGUAUUUGCGCCUGCAUCCGGCGCAAGCCUUCGGAGGUUCACAGAACUGGGACGAAUCGGUAAUCAAGGCGUCGGCCACGUACAGUGCGAGAAUGCAUAACCUGUUCUGCGACAACUGCCAUUCGCACGUCGGAAUGGCUUUGGCGCUGAUGCGAUACAAGGAGUACAGCAACUGGAACAUGGUGGUGCUUGCGUUCUGGAUGUUUUUCAGAGGAAAGUACGUAGGCGUGCGAGGAUUCCUCAAAACCUGGAUACCGUUUCUGAUCAUACUGACGAUUUGCGCGCUGGUCGCAAUGUACUCUAAGUGGACUAUCUAA
This is a messenger RNA of Anopheles marshallii, 561 nucleotides long. Its product is annotated as transmembrane protein 222. The coding region runs from base 1 to 561 and encodes 186 amino acids. The transcript has a single exon. Lineage: Eukaryota; Metazoa; Arthropoda; Insecta; Diptera; Culicidae. The record is from RefSeq and is a predicted model, not a curated record.